UUUCCAAAAAAACUUUUCCACCUGAAAAAUUUGAAUUCGUCACCCACGUCCCAAUCAACUAUCAUCAUUCCGUCCCUCCGAGCAUUGUCGUCUGCUCGACCAUUGCUCUCCGGUGUUAUGAUCAUAUCAUACCUGGCUCGGAUUGUACUCCUGCUCCCCGAGCUCUCAUCAGGAGACACUGAUCGUCUAGCCGAGAUAGCGGCAAAUCAGGAGCACUCGAUUCAGCUGGAUCAAAUGCCACCAGACCGAACGUUCCACUACCCAAACAUCCCAUCUUCUCAACAUGAUCGGCGGAGGGAAGGCGGAAAACGUAAAAAGUUCCGAAAAGAGCGACUCGACGAGCCAUGCACAGCUAUUAAUGAAACAUUGCGGAAAAAUUUGCUACAGGAACUCUUCGACGACUCGUACGACAAAAAUAACCUGCCCAGUGCAAAUUCUACAGAGGUGAUUGUCGAACUAACUGUCCAGUCGAUCACAGAAAUCAGCGAGUUCUCGUCAAGUUUCAAAGCGGACGUCUGGUUCUCGCAAAUCUGGCGUGAUCCCCGUUUAGACUUUUCCGAUCGCAACUAUUGUCUCAAGAACAUUUCACUCGCAUCGCACAAAUUGCCAACUAUGUGGUCGCCGAACGUAUGCUUUGUGAAUAGCAAAAAAGUCGAAAUCCACGCGUCACCUUCUCAAAACAUUCUUCUCUUGAUAUUUCCAAAUGGUACGGUAUGGCUGAACUUUCGAGUAUCACUAACAGGUCCUUGCAAGCUAGACCUUACCUAUUUCCCAAUGGAUCGACAAUCGUGCAAUCUCGUUUUUGAGAGCUAUUCCUACAACACAGCAGAAGUGCGAAUUGUGUGGAGGGACUGGGAUGCCGUGACGAUACCUGACCCAGAUUCCAAGAACCUUCCAGAUUUUGAACUAGUAAAUAUAGAACAUAUGAAUGCAACACUAGUAUAUACAGCCGGACUUUGGGAUCAGCUUGAAGUAAAGUUCACGUUUCGACGAUUAUACGGGUAUUAUGUGCUUCAGGCGUAUAUGCCGACAUAUCUAUCGGUUUUCAUAUCAUGGAUUGCUUUUUGGAUUGACACCAAGGCGCUUCCUGCUCGAAUAACCCUUGGCGUAUCUUCUCUCAUGGCUCUUACUUUCCAAUUUGGUAAUAUUGUGAAAAACCUACCACGUGUCAGUUACGUGAAAGCUCUCGAUAUCUGGAUGUUCGGAUGCGUGGGCUUCAUUUUCUUAUCCCUAGUCGAGCUCGCUGUUGUAGGAUUUGCUGACAAAUUGGAGGCGAAACGGAGAAGACAUAAUAGAUGCAAAGAGCAAUUGAUGAUGAGAAGCGAUUCAGAGCAGCAAUGGCUUUCAAGGUUGUCCGGGCAACGACCUCAAGUCUCAGAAACCAAUUCAGAUGCUACCCACACGAUUCAAAUUAACGAUGGGAAUGGGAACGUGAGGCGGAGAAAAAGUGAAGAAAAACGGCAGAAACUUCUGCUCCAAAUGGAAAGCCCUAUGUUUGUUAAUGGGGAAAAAAUUGACGAGAUCUCAGCAAAGCUGUUUCCACUUUUAUUCACGGCAUUCAAUAUUUUCUACUGGUUCUACUACAUUGGCAUGUCAGGAGGAUUUUUCUAAAUAGUCAAUGCUACAUUUGUCUCUAGAUCUCUCUUUGAAAACUUUAAAAGUUAUCAUAUUCUAUCUUGUGAUUUUUGUGUUGUAUUUGUGGAUUUCAUAUUGUUCAUUGAAUACUGAAUAUUUCUAUUGACAUUAACUUUUCAACGCGGGUAGGUAAGCGAGAAAGCUCGAUAAAAAAUAAAGAAAUUUUCAUGAAA
Caenorhabditis elegans is the source of this 1808-nucleotide messenger RNA. RefSeq names its product Neur_chan_memb domain-containing protein (gene lgc-53). The coding region runs from base 118 to 1611 and encodes 497 amino acids. The record is from RefSeq and is marked reviewed. Gene Ontology annotation, molecular function: extracellular ligand-gated monoatomic ion channel activity; transmembrane signaling receptor activity; monoatomic ion channel activity. The transcript has 13 exons. Gene Ontology annotation, cellular component: postsynapse; plasma membrane; membrane. NCBI's taxonomy places the organism in Eukaryota, Metazoa, Nematoda, Chromadorea, Rhabditida, Rhabditidae. Gene Ontology annotation, biological process: monoatomic ion transport; excitatory postsynaptic potential; monoatomic ion transmembrane transport.